Molecule: messenger RNA, 618 nt
Organism: Baudoinia panamericana UAMH 10762
Lineage: Eukaryota; Fungi; Ascomycota; Dothideomycetes; Mycosphaerellales; Teratosphaeriaceae
Exons: 2
Coding region: 1-618 (205 amino acids)
Biological process (GO): translation
Cellular component (GO): mitochondrial large ribosomal subunit; ribosome
Molecular function (GO): structural constituent of ribosome
Source: RefSeq, a predicted model, not a curated record
AUGGCUUCCGUGAUACCGCUCAUGCCCUUUCUGCGCCCUCUUGGUCUUCCACGACCAUCUACCAUCCGACAACUUCUCUGCUACUCUACCACCUCCAUAUGCCACGCAGAGGCGCAAACAGCAACGCGAACAGCUCGAGUAGAGGAUCCCAAUCUCAUCGCCUCCCGCAAUGCUUCAGCCAGUUACCCCCCAAACACACUCAAGUCAUUACCUCGACCCAAAGAACCACGUGCUUCUCGCCGCGCCAACCACCCAAGAGCCGAGCGCACAUACCCGACACGCCAUCCAACUCAUCAUCCCGUGACCGAACACAAACUCAUCCCUGAGCCGGUGGAACCAUUACCAGCCGAUCAAUGCGCACCUAAUCUGCCAUACUUCGUAACGAGAACGCCGAGCAUGGAGCUACCUGUCUACCAGUUACGGAAGCGAGGAGGCAAUAUGAAGCUAACGAGGGUCAAGAAGGUUGAUGGCAAGGUGGAGAGUCUGCGGGACGAGCUGAGGGCCGCAUUAGGCUUGGGGGAGAAGGAAGCCGUGGUCAAUCCUGUGACGAGGCACGUAAUGCUUAAGGGGCACCUUAAGACGGAGGUUGACAAGUUUUUGAGGGAGAGGAUGUUCUAA